UGUGUGCUGUGUUUAAGUGAAACCACCAACACAAUCCCAAACCAGUCUAACCAAUAUCAUCAUCAGCUGCAACCUCAAGCUCAAACACUUACCUGAGGGUUAAGAAACAUUACAAAGUAAAUUUGGUUUAACAUCUGGUCUCUUAGAGAACCAGUGUCAGAAAUCUUUACUGAAGAAAACCAGAAGUAAACUCAUGCCAUCACCUUCAAAGAACAGCCAAACGAUGGCUCCCAAGAAGAAGGCCCCCCGUCAGAAGAAGCCUGCCGUGGAAGCCAUCUCCCCGGUUGCCAUUGAGACCCCCCCGACCCAGCUGAAGAUGGAGAACCGUGGUAACGGUGUGGUGGUGAUGGAGAGCCAUGUGAAGAAGAUCGAGCAGAUGGCGGCACUGGACAUCGCUCAGCUGAACAGCCUCAACCUGCCGUUGCCGCUGCCCGUCAUCAAGCCCGGGGAGAGGGGCCUGGGCCUGGGCAGCGAGCUGACCCGGCCCCUGCACGGGAACGCCCUGCUGGAGGAGCUCAGCAAGAUGCGCCAGGAGAAGUUCCUGACUGACCUGGAGCUGGCCUCUAAGACGAAGGCCUUCGACGUCCACAAGCUGGUCAUUUCCUCCGUCAGUCAGUUCUUCAGAGAGACUCUGGCCAAAGACCCUAGCAUGAAGCGCCUGGAGCUCCCCUCCCUCUCACCUCUCGGCCUCGCCAACGUCAUCACCUUCGCCUACCUGGGUCGUGUCCACAUGUCCCUCUACACCAUUGGUUGCACCGUCUCUGCCGCUGCCACCCUGCAGAUCCCUCAGCUGCUGAAGAUGUGCAUGGACUUCCUCCUGGCCGAGCUCAACGUGCAGACCUGCGUCUACAUCUGGAACAUCGCCGCCGCCUACAGCCUGGUGCCGGUGUGCGAGGCCGCCCGCCGCUUCGUUCUGGAGAACUUUGUGCAGUUCGCAGACACACCGCUGUUCACUCAGCUGACCCUGGAGCAGAUGGCUGCCUUCCUGCAGGACGACGCUCUCCUGCUGCCUUCAGAGGUCACCGCCUUCCAGCUGGCCAUGAGGUGGCUGGACUUCGACUCCUCUCGCCAGCCUCACGCCGCAGAGCUUCUGUCUCACAUCCGCUUCGAGACCAUCCCGGCCAGCGAGCUGGUGAGUCAGGUUCAGCCGGUGCCCCGCAUGAUGAUGGACCCUCACUGCCACCGCCUGCUGGUGGACGCCAUGAACUACCACCUGCUGCCCUACCAGCAGAACACCCUGCAGUCCCGACGCACACAGGUCCGCGCCGGACAGCAGACCCUGCUCACCGUCGGUGGGCGCCCGUCACUCACCGAGAGAGCUCUCAGCCGCGAGGUGAUGUGGAGGGACCCUCGUGAAGGAGGAGCCUCCUGGCGUCACCUGAGCCAGCUGCCGGCUAAGAGCUUCAACCAGUGUGUGGCUGUGAUGGACGGCUUCCUGUACGUUGCCGGAGGAGAGGACCAGAACGACGCCCGCAACCAGGCCAAGCACGCCGUCAACACCAUCAGCAGAUACGACCCUCGCUUCAACACCUGGCUCCACCUGGCCAGCAUGCGUCAGCGCCGCACCCACUUCUCUCUGGCAGCCAGCGGCGGCCGCCUGUUCGCCAUCGGAGGCCGUAACGUGGAGGGCUUGCUGGCCACCACCGAGAGCUACCUGCCCUCCUCCAACACCUGGACGAUGCGUGCGCCCAUGGAGGUUCCCCGCUGCUGCCACUCCAGCGCCACCCUGCCCUCCGGAGACAUCCUGGUGACCGGUGGCUACAUCAACUGCGCCUACUCCCGCUCUGUGGCGUGCUACAGCGUGGACACCGACAGCUGGAGCGAGAGGGCCCAGAUGGAGACGCCCCGCGGCUGGCACUGCUCCGCCACCCUCGGAGGGAAGGUGUACGUGGUGGGAGGGAGCCAGCUGGGGCCCGGUGGUGAGAGGGUGGAUGUGCUCUCUGUGGAGGUGUUCUCUCCGGAGAGUCGCUCCUGGAGCCGUGCCGCCCCCCUCCUCCUCGGGGUGAGCACCGCCGGCCUGUCCCCAUUGGCCGACAAGCUGUACCUGCUGGGAGGCUGGAACGAGGCGGAGAAGCGCUACAAGGCGGCAGUGCAGAAGUACGAGCCGGCCACCGACAGCUGGUCCAUGGCGGAGGAUCUGCCCGAGCCCACGGUGGGAGUCUCCUGCUGCACCCUGACCCUGCCCCCCCGACACGCACCGCGCCGCCAGCAGCACCGCAACACCCCGUCACACGAAGAGCAGCAGCAGGCCGCGAAGAACCGCAGCAGAGAGAGCAGCAUGGCUCCUUCACAAAGCAUCACCGCAUAGAGAGGAAGAGUUUAACAUCAGGGGAACAUCUGGAUCAUGUCCGCUCUUUAUUCUGUAUCCAGGCCUAUGAUAACUUUUGUGAUUGAAAUUCAAAUGUAAUUCAGUUUUUCAAUAAUCUUUUUUACUAAGAGCAUUAUUUUACUUAAAUAUAUUGCAGAUAUUAAGAUAAAAUAUACAUUUUAAUAUAAUAAAUUAUUUAUAGAAUACAUAUUUUAAAUAAAUAUAAAAAAAUACAUUAUAUAUGUUUGAUAGAUGUGACUCGUUUUAAUAAUGAUAAUCUGGAAUUGAUUUAGCAAAAUAAGCCUCUAGAUUUACACAAUUUAGACGAAGCAUUGGUCCUUAAUUCUCCCUGAGGUGAUAAAAUGUCUAUUCAAUUUAAUAUCAAUUCAAAUGGAACAAUGAUAGUUUAAAAUGGAACCAAAUACAGACUCAUGGAAAGCCCUUGUUUGUGCAAGAUUUGCAAGAAAGAAAAGAGAGCUUGCAUGAUCCAAAGUGGUCUCAGGAGGUUUUACGUUGAUGGAGUCUGGGGAGAAAAAGACGGAUGAGGGAUUGUAGUGGAGCAGGUGGAGAGGUGAUGGUUGGUGGAGGAUGGAAAGCGUGAACAGUGGCAGGCAGCGUUUGUCACUGAAUCCACUGGCAGUUUGUGUACAAAGAUUUAUCUAGGCAGAUGUGUGUGAUGUUCAACUGUGAAAAUAAAGUGUGGAUGUGUGUACUGUGUUUGUAAGACAGGAGUGUGUGUGUGUGUGUGUGUGUGUGAGACAGGAAAAUGAGCCAAUUCUGACUAAAUCUGCAAUAAUUAAGAUUUCUCACCAGCAAACUUAGAAGUAUUUCUUCACGGGGAUCGGAGCAGGUCAGCAAUAAAACAAACCUAUAUUUAUGGUUUUAUUUAUUUUAUAUAUAUACAUAUUUCAGAAGUAGUGCAGCUCAAAUGUGACAAAAUGAAAAAAUGUAGUAAAUAUUUCGUAAGUGCAAUGAAGUGAAAGGAUUAAGUGAACACAAGAGGUAGGUGGCGUAAACUGAGAAAUGAUUAGAUUUAAAAAGGAAUUAAUUAAUGUAAGAAAUAUAUAUGAUGUACUCUUAAUGAAAAUAAAAAUCAGCGGUAAGAUUAAAAAUAAAGGAAAAUUCCCCCCAAACCUCACCUGUGUUCAUUUUAAAACUUGCCAUCCUCUUUUAAUUUUUACUGAAACUAAGACAAAGUGAAGAGCCAGUGAUACUCCAGCAGGUGGACGGAUAAACUGAUGACGAGCUGCAGCUGCAUUUACAGACUCAUUUGAUUGGAUGAAUCCCUGUGUGUGCUCUGUGCUGCGGGUUUCACUGAAUAAAGCAAACGUUAUCAAAACAUAUUAAA
Molecule: messenger RNA, 3656 nt
Organism: Notothenia coriiceps (black rockcod)
Lineage: Eukaryota; Metazoa; Chordata; Actinopteri; Perciformes; Nototheniidae
Gene: klhl43
Product: kelch-like family member 43
Exons: 6
Coding region: 194-2308 (704 amino acids)
Cellular component (GO): nucleus
Molecular function (GO): protein binding
Source: RefSeq, a predicted model, not a curated record